AUUCGUGUCGAAUUGCAGUGAGAAAAGGGAGCUGCAGUCAGUGUGUGUAAUUUUGCCUAAUUAACUUGUCAUGUUUUAGGCAAUGAACUGGGGCGAAUUUAGGGGUAAAUAUAACGCAUAGAAACAUUGAUGGAUAACUGUCUCUAGGACGGACUUUCAACGUUUCCUUUUCACACAUCAAGUUGGGUGUCGCUGCAAGUCGCGCGGUAUUUCCUGUCUGAUUCAUACAGUUUCCGUUGGUGAAAUCCAGCAGUGGGUCUAGAUUAUUAUUGAGGCUGGACGCAGCCAAAACUGCUUUGAUCGCGGAGGGAAAGAAGCCAUAAUUGUUAGGCAACCUCGAGCGGAUAACGCUGGUCGGCUUCGCACGAAGUUUAUGAUCUGUGAUACGCUGUAUUUUGUAUGAGCUAAAAUAAACAGGACUGAAUGCAAGGACAGAGAAAACGUUGUGGUAUUGGCGCUUUAUGUUGACUUUUCCUGGUGAUCAUCCUUUAUACCGGCAAAAACAAAGAGAAUCGAGCUGUCACUCACACGUAAUUGAGUUAACAAUAGGCUUUAUGCCUUCUGUUUAGAGAAACUUUUCUGUAGGGACUCAUCAACACAACGGCUGAGUCGAAAAUCCUGUGAAGCUUAUUAGAGUCUAUUAACUGGCAUGAAUCGACAUGGCUAGUACGAAAAUCGUAUUACUACUGUUAUUGUUCAUCACAAAAAGAACAUUUGCUGGUAUGUAUUACCUUUAACUCGCUAUUAUAUUGUAAUUUAAGUUGCAAGGAAGGACAAUUAUUGAAGAGGCAUCCCUCAUGCCUGUACUUCAUGUAUAAGGCGCGAUUUACUAUAUUAUUAUUUACUGAAUAUCCCAUAAACAUUGUCAGAAGCCAUUCAUUUGUCUUAUGUUCUACAAAUUCAACUCGGGCUACGUCCCAACACACGGGUACAUUUAUCAACAAGAUGGAAAUUCAAGGUGAUUUUGAGGCCGUAGAAUCAGUUCUCCCUGGAGAGAGCUGACCUCGAACCAAAACAGUCUUUUUCUCACAUUUUUAUGUGAUCUUCCGGAAUCAUGUGCGAGCGAUCGUUAAUAACACAACUGUCUAGAAAGAAACAAUUAUCAUAGAAUCAGCGGUAUCACAAUCAGAGACAGGCCUUGGCACUGUUCCAUUUCUCCCGCUUAAAUCGCUGCCUCGAAAUGCUUCCCACUCUCUUCCCUUCGUUAGGUAACUUAUUUUUUAAAACACGAACAUGUAAGUGUGCUAUUUCAUACGGUUUUUCAUCGAAGGGAAAGGAGAAAUCUGAUGCUAGUAUUUCAUGUUAUUUCUCAAACACAGACAGAAAGCUUUUCAGAUUUGAGAGGGUCAUGAGACAUUUCGACGUGUUGAAAGGCUUGCGCUGGGUGAAUAACAAAGUGCAGAAAAAACCAAUUUUACUGCUUUUUAGGUUUAAAAGUCCAUCAAUAGUUUUAGAUUUAUUUCCAGAUUGCGUAGAUUUAUAAAGCUAUAUUUAUCAUCGAGCAAAAUAAGAUGUUUCAUGUUGUCAAAAUAUGAACGUAUCUUAUAUGUCCUGUUUUGUAUCUAAAUAUUUUUAUAUUUUGGCCUUUGUGGCACGCGACCAGUUUAGUUUUGCAUUACCAAAGAGAUAGCAAAUAGUAUUUAAGAUAAAGGUUAAAUAAGCAGGGUAAUAUAACAAAGUAUUAAAGUGAGUUUCUUCGAAGAAGGAACUACAUAAGUUGCGAAAGCAUUUAAUAAAGGAGCUGAACAAAUGGAAUAGAAAAUCAAACAGGGCUAAAAAGUAAUUUCUAACAGCACCCCGAGAUUCCUUAAAAAGAAUAUCCUUAUAUAAUAUAAAAACUAGACUACAAUCGUCCAAGAAGAUCAUUGAGAAAAUUGUUCUUUAGGCCGGAGCCAAAACCUCGUGGGUUGCACCUGUUUUUAUUAGUACAGUAUUUAGUUAGUGCGUAAUAUCUUAAGAAUCUUUAUGCCGCAUUGGCCAUGACUCACUUAGCACUUGAAUAUUCUUUCCAAUUAAAGCUUUUGAUUUCGUUUUAAAGCAAUGACGUCAUUUAUAUUAGAAAAUUUUAUCAUGGCCUAAGGCAGCAGUCAAGUUGUUUUCAUAACUCAACAACCUUUUAUUCUUCAAGAGUAUUCAAAUUAUUAGGAUAGGCAAAUAAACCAGUACUUGAUGACUACACUUCAUGUUGAUUCGACGGUAUUUAAUAAUGUCUGUAUUUGCCCCUUGCUUCCGCUGUGGAUCACUUUCUGUUUACUCAAUGAGAUAAAGUUGGCUGCUUCAUGUGGUCAUACUGACAUUGAAUCUUCCUGAACUCGGAUGAAGAGACAAUACACAGAUAUCACUAGAAUUUUCGAUGCAUUUGGCGGUGUUUUUUUCUAAACCAGAAGAUCUUACUGAAAACGUGACAAUUUUAUGCGCUGCGCCACUCUCUGUUGGGGAUGUGAUGAAGGACUUGGAUUAGAUGCAGACAACAAGAAAAUACCUGAUUCAAGUAUCACUGCCUCUUCAGAGAAGCCACUUCACCUUGCAAAAUACGGUCGUUUGAAUGAACAAUAUGACCAAUCAAAACGAAAUUUUGGCGCAUGGUGCGCGUACGAAUGUUCGGCUGGGAAAAUCGAGUAUCUCCAAGUGGAUUUAGGCAAAGCAACGACCUUGACAGCGGUGGAGACGCAGGGUGGUUACAGCAUAAAUCAAUUCGUGGAGUCAUACAGUCUUAGUUACAGUUAUGACAACAUUGAAUGGCACGACUAUAAAGUCAAUGGGAAGGGCAAGACCUUCAAAGGAAACAUAGACAGAUAUGACGCAGUGAAAAACCAAGUUGACCCACCACUGACAGCGAGGUAUAUCAGGAUUGUGCCCCUCACAUUCUUUGGCACAUGUCCUUGUUUGAGGGCAGAACUUUAUGGAUGCGAGCCCAAAGAAGACUGCCGUUUCCCGAUUGGUGUUGACGCGAACAUUCGAAAGAUACCGGAUAGCAGUAUGACUGCAUCGUCAGAAUUCAACAGGCAUUUUGCUUACGAGGGAAGACUACACAACAUACAUAAGAUAUCACCCACUGGAGAGAGAAGCUGGGGUGCAUGGUGCCCCAAGAAAACAGACCUGUCUCCUUAUUUGCAGAUUGACUUAGGUCGUGUACGAGUUGUUUCUGGUGUUGCAACCCAGGGCUACAAUUUUAAUCUUUGGGCAACGCUUUAUCGCUUAAACUACAGUAUUGAUGGAACUUUGUGGAAACAAUAUGCAGAUCAUGGAAGUGUUAAGCUAUUUAGUGGAAAUUCAGACAACAAAACGAUCCGAACACACAUGCUGGAUGUGAGUGUGGAGACUAUUGCAAGAUUUAUUCGAUUUAUACCCGUGAGCUGGAACAACUACCCAAGUGACAUGGCGUGCAUGAGGGUCGAAGUUUAUCAAUGUGCGCCAAUCAGAGGAUCCGUCCCGACCAUAAAGAAAGGGAUCGAAAACAAAAUAGUGAAGCGAGGAACAACCUUCAACCUCACUUGCGUAUUGACUGGCCAGCCUGGAAUAAAGGUAACUUGGCAGAAAAACGGAAACCCGCUCUCGACUACUGAUAUGAUGAGCAUCAGCAAUACGGACAAGGAAGGCAUGUAUGUGACGUCACUGGUCUUCAAGAAGAUAAACAUGGGAGAAAAUGGUAACACCUUCUCCUGUGCUGCAAAUUAUCCAAGUGUCACAGUUAGAGCCGUGUCCACUGCCCAAAUCACAGUCGAUGGCUCGAUACCAACUUUGAAAAUCAACAAAGUAGAGGCAUACAGCGUAGAAAUACUUCUUGGUGUUACAGGGACAGUUAUGUCAGAUAUUCUUGCCUAUGAGGUGACUCUCACUAAUUUUGCUACCUCAGAGAAACUAUCUGGAAGAUUCGCCUUCAACACAACCGUCGGAGCAAAAACUAUUAAGUUGCUGAAGCCAUUUACCAAAUACAGUAUUAAUGUUAACUUUCUUUAUUCUGACAACACGAAAGGCUCCAGUAUUCCAAGUCAGCAAUUCAGGACACGAGAGUGCACUCCAGAAAGAACUCCAUCAGGCCUGUCAGUGAAAAGAAUUGUCAAGAAUAAGAUCGAAAUCGAGUGGAAAAGACCUGAGAAUGACAUUUGUACUGUGACUCUCACUGCUUACGAUGUUUCUGUUGUGAUUCGCGACAGGGAACGCCGCCUAGUUUCCAAAACUUUUAAUACGACCAAAAAUUCGAACUUCACCAUUGUGAAUAUGGUUCCAAAGUUUGAAUACAAUGUCACCGUACGAGCUAGAACAUCGGCUGGUCCUGGUCCGUUCACAACACCGUAUAUCAUCACGUUCUCCCCUGCUGAAACAAAGACUGCAACAGCUGCAACAACAAAGCUGACAACGCAGCGAAGAACAACAGCUAGGCCCUCAACAUCAGCCCCCACUACGACUCGAAAGCCGACUGUACAAAUAUCUCAGGAGUUACGAAAACUGAAACAGGCAGGCGUUGACGAGAAUAAUGUGCUCAAUGUCACAGAAACCGUGCAAAAGCUGACGAACAACUCGAAAUUGUUGAGCACAAAAGAUAUUGCGGUGACAGCUGAUAUUCUGGAGGAAGUAGUUCUCAUAAAUGGAACGAGCAGAGAGGUUGGUGAGUCCCUCGUGAAGUCGGUAAGCAAUAUUUUGAAUGCAAAUGCAUCCGUGCUGGAAAAAAGUUACAAGGAAAACAAUACUGGAAUAAGGUACGUCAAGAUUCUCGAGAGCUGGCUUGAAAAGGUGGAUGUCACGGAUGAAGAUGUGACUGAAAAAAGUGAAAACAUUAUUGUGAAGAAAAUCAAGCUUGUACGAGGGGAGAUACAGAAAAACAUUGUCUUUGAAGAGAAAGGAGAAGCAUCGGUUGUGAUUCCUGUUGAAGCAGUGACAGGGGGAAAUGGCACAAACGGCAGCAAUGAUAGUAUUUACUUUGUUUACUACAGAAGAAACAGAUUCUUCACGAGAAAAACCAAAGUAUCAGUAAGCUGUGUUAAUGGGUUCACUACAGAAGAAAGAAAAGUUUAUACUCCAGUAUUAGCUUCAAGUAUCGUGGGCAAGGAGGUCACAAACUUAAGCAAACCUGUUACUUUGCGUUUCAAAGCAAAGCCACAACAAGAGCAAAUCGAAAAGACUGCCUGCGUUUACUGGGAUUUCAAUGCUAAAGGCGGUCUUGGUGAUUGGUCGACCAAAGGAUGCAGGCUACAUGAAGUAGUAAAUCAAACAAUUGUGUGCCAGUGUGAUCAUAUGACCAACUUUGCUGCAAUGAUGGACGUCUACGCUCAUACGAGCAAAGCUUGUGGUUCACAUGGUCGAGCAUUAUCGUUCAUCAGCGUUGUUGGCUGCUUCUUAUCGCUCAUAGGAUUGUUUCUAACAAUGGUGACCUAUAUCAUAUUCAGGAGACUGCGUCGUGAAAUAGCAGCGCGCAUCAUGUUACAACUUUGCUUUGCUCUGUUUGUUGUUGUCGUUCUCUUUCUGACUGGCCUCGAAAGAACAAAAGAGCCCAACACGUGCCUUGCUAUCGGAAUUGCCUUGCAUUACUUUACCCUUGUGGCAUUUAUGUGGAUGUUCAUGGAAGCGGCUUUCAUGUAUCACGCUUUUGUUGUUGUUUGGCCACCAAGAGAAGACAACGAUGUUCUAAAAUGCACUUUCAUUGCAUGGGGUUUACCCGGCAUUGUUGUCGCAGCGACGGCUGCCACGGAUCUUAGCCAUUAUCAAGGAAAGCACUACUGUCGUGUCAAUGGUCUUCCGUUCUACAUUGGCUUUCUUGGACCCAUCUGCCUCAUUCUCAUGUCCAACCUCGUUAUCUUCGGCAUCAUCAUGUACAAGCUGAGUACUCGGCCAACGCGGAGCAUGGACCCGAAAGAGACAAGCGAAGCAAUGCAAAGAUUGAAGAGGGCUUUUGGUAUUAUGAUCCUUAUGGGCCUUACAUGGAUAUUUGGCGCUAUAGCUGUGGAAGACUUCCGCCUGGUAUUUCAAUACACAUUUGCUAUCUGUAAUUCACUGCAGGGAUUUGCUAUCUUCGUCUUUUAUUGUCUGUCUCAAAAGAACGUCAGAGACGCAUGGCUAGCAUUCUUCAGAUGUGACACGAGAAGUGACUUAAAAAUGCGGACUGAUUCUUACUAUGAAAGAAGAAGGUUGUCAUCUUCAGUCAGCCAGAAGAGCUCGAUUAUACCAAGAACGAGAACGAAUUCCUCCACAGUGAUGAUGCGACAUGAUUCAGCAAAGAACAGACUACUUGAGGUCCAGGCCUUGGUAGAUGAACAAGCUAAAAUGCAGACCAUCCGAGAAGUGGACAUAGAAGAUCGGUUUAUCGAUAAUCUGACAUCGAAUAUUUACGUCAGCGAUCCAGAGAGAGCAAACGCAAGCACGGAGCCGCACAUUUCUGUUAGCAGUGCAGAGGAAGACGGAACCAGAGCUGGUUCUCAAGUUGCUCUUCAGCCGUACCGAUCGUACAGAGCACUUAGUGAAAUCAAAGAGCUUAAUGACCUGCUGUCUCUCGUCGACAAACGAAAAUCUUCGUCGAAGUCAAACGAAAUGCUAAUUCGCAAGUCGCUGUUUAUCGGUGGCUCGUCGCCAAUGCUGCAAGCAAAAGACAAAAUGAGGGCAGUACGAUCGUGCGAAAAUGUAAACAAUGAUCGGGGAAGCAUUGAGUUGACCGAGUUUGCAACAAUGAGAGCAAGGCAGCCACGGGUUCUCACGCAAGCGGCAGCAACUCGUAAGAAGGCGGUGGGCGCUGAACCUUUACAAACAGUUAACAUGGUAUCAAGCGCAAGUGACUGUUCAAAAUCUGCUGAGAUUUGUGGUUCAGCAAAUUGUCUGGAGGCAACACCACAUGGCUCCACGUACAAAAUGGCAGACGAAGAAACUCCAAUCAAUACUUUAGAAUCAAGCAACCGCACAGCAAGACUUUACGAUAACUCCGCUUGCAACACUCUCGAAAGCAACAAAGAAUCAAUGGUUUCAGACAACAGUACACUCAAAGGAGCCAUGGGGAAAGAUUUCCAGGAAAAUGACACUGGUCUUCGCAAUCAGAAUCUGCAUGAGGAAGCUCUUUCAGCUGGUAUUCUUCACGAGGAUGUUGUGAAAUGGCUUCAGGUUAAUGGCGAGGAAGAUGCUGCAAGUGACACAAGUGAUGAAUACCGUUCAUCAAUGUGCUCGAGUCUAAACGAUUUGCAAAGUCACAGUCUGCCAAGCUGUAGAUCAAGUUUAUCAAGUGCGACUGGUUCUACAGCCGAUAAUAAUAAACAAACAGCGAGGAACUCGCUUUUAGGAAGAUUAAUUGUUGGACCGCUGCGCGGCUCCUCCACUAGGAUAGAAACACAACGAGAAACACCAAGCAGUGAAAUUGAUACUUCAUUUACCAACGAAGUCACUACGCGGGACUAUGAUGAAAAUCAAGCGUCGAAAAGUGAAGAUUUGUGUAUUCCCCAGAGAUCGAUGGAGCUGGCAGAUGAUGAAGGUUACUCGGCUUCUGAGGAGGAGGGAAGCACAUCGGAGCGAGAUUUGAUGGAAAGAAGCAGGAAAAGGACUAAGUCCAGGAAUGGAUCCGUUGGUAAUCAAAAUGGAUUUAUUAGAAGCGCUUACGUUUGAAAUGAAUAAGUAAAAUAAGUAGUGUUGAAUUGUUUAUUAGAUAGUAGCGAUAUUUUUGAAAGAUGCCUUAAACUCGGAUAAAAGUUUUAGGUAUUACAGUACAGGAAAUGUAGCUGUUCACGGCUAAUAGAUAUAUUUGAUAUACGUACCUGCGGACAGUCUACUGUGCACACAUAUAACAGUUUCAUCAGUUCUUUGAUGACAAAUUCUAGGCCUAGUGUCUUAAUGACGUAAGAUUGUGGCUAACAUUAAUUUCACAUUAAACCCAGAGCAAGAAUACAGUUCCCAGAACGCUAUUUCAGGCAAUUUACAGAUAUUGCCAACCCCCCCCCACCCCCCCUCCCCAUCAGUUUUUCUUUCAUAAGUGUCUCUAGACUGAUAUCUGCCGAAGCACCUCUUCUUGAAAAGGGUAAAACUUAGGCUGCUUUUUACUUAGGAAACUUGAAAUUGUCUCUUUAUUCCCCAUAGUGUCAACAUUCCACUUUGCCAACGUAUGGGCUUAGUAUCUUAAUUUUGAGCAAUUGUCCCUAAAAUAGAAAGAGCAAGUGUCCAUAAAAAUGCGAUCGUCAGAGAGCUAAAACAGAAUUUUACUAUGACGGCAAUGACCAAAAGCAAAAAAAGGCCUACAGAAAGCACAAGAGCACUAGCAUUUGCACCUUUUUGACGAAAGACCUGUACACCUGCACAAAAUCUUUUGACGAUGCUCGAUAUUAUCACUCUAAUAUAUGAUCUUAGCGUUUUAGCUCGACUAUUUAGAGUUUGGUGCUCCGAACCGGCACAGAGAGUAAAUUUCCAAUUACUGAUGUAUUUGAGCUGCCCUUUCUUUAAAGGAAGAAUGCUGUAACCAUCGCUGAAAACAAACAUAUAUUUAAUAGGAUUGCAUAGAUUUUAUUGUUUUCUUGUAAAUUUUUGUCCGUUAGUUCAUCCAUUCAUUUUCAGAAAGGCUGUUAUUUAUUAGUGUUUAAUCGAGAGAAGCAGAAAAAGUUGCUGAUCCAAGAAAGACUCUUCCUCGAACAUGGGAAUAUGUCAUACCUUGUCUCACCCUCUCUGUUUAAUGUAUGAAUAUAAAGCCUUUCUGUUGUUAUUUUUUAUGUUGUUUUACCCAGUGUUGAUAUUGUAUUUGUGGAACAUAAGUAGAUUUUUUCAUAAGUUACCAUCACUUUUAAGAUGAAUAACAUCCAUACAAUAGGCCUAGACGUUCAAAUCGCAAGACUAAUUGUUUACCCUGCAUGAAAAGUAUGAUUUUAAUCGCUUGUAGAAUAAUUGUGAUGAGAAAUUUAGAAUUAUUUGAAAUUAUUUCACUUCUGACAAAUAUUGUUGCAGAAAUAAUAAAGUAGUUUGUGUUACGUUUUACUUGUCCUUAAACAUCAAGUUGUACAAAUUUCGAUCAAAAUCGAUUUUACUGUGUUCAGUUUUGAGAAGAAACAUCAUUCCUUGCAUUGUUUAUAUUUACGUUUUAACCUCUUUUUUGUAAACACGAGCCUGGAACUGUUCGUUGUCGCAAGACUUGCGAAAAAAACUGAUGAUAUACUGAAGACAGUUUUAAUCUCCCUUUCGGCCAAAUAUCUUUCCGCCCAGGAGUAACAAGGAAAACCCUUUUCAAUACAAUGAAACUUUUUUUGAAAACUGCACCAGUUUUGUUUAACAGUGUCGCUAAUUACAAAAUAGAGCGUAUGAAAAUUACUGUUUACCCGUCAUUCGCCGGGUAAUGCUAAAUUUUUUAUAAAAAUCAGUA
Messenger RNA from Rhopilema esculentum, 9316 nucleotides. RefSeq lists its product as uncharacterized. Gene Ontology annotation, cellular component: membrane. The record is from RefSeq and is a predicted model, not a curated record. Gene Ontology annotation, molecular function: G protein-coupled receptor activity; protein binding. Gene Ontology annotation, biological process: cell surface receptor signaling pathway; G protein-coupled receptor signaling pathway. NCBI's taxonomy places the organism in Eukaryota, Metazoa, Cnidaria, Scyphozoa, Rhizostomeae, Rhizostomatidae.